This is a messenger RNA of Cryptotermes secundus, 990 nucleotides long. RefSeq names its product guanine nucleotide-binding protein-like 1. The record is from RefSeq and is a predicted model, not a curated record. Gene Ontology annotation, molecular function: GTP binding; GTPase activity. The transcript has 5 exons. Lineage: Eukaryota; Metazoa; Arthropoda; Insecta; Blattodea; Kalotermitidae. The annotation marks the transcript as partial.
UGUUGAAGGAAAUUGUUUUCUAUUUGCAGGAAUAUAUCUCAGAAUUAGAGAAGAAAUUCACCUGGAAAGAGCUUAGUUAUUUUGAGUUGAAUCUGGAGACAUGGAGACAGCUGUGGAGGGUUCUCGAGAUGUCUGAUAUUGUUCUCAUCAUUGUUGACAUACGUUACUGUGCACUCAUGUUUCCUCCAUCAGUUUACAACUAUGUGACAGAGAUGCUGCAUAAGGAUAUGAUUCUGGUUUUGAAUAAAAUUGACUUAGCACCAGCUCCACUGGUUGUUGCGUGGAAGCACUACUUCCAGCAGAAGUACCCUGCUAUUCAUAUUCUCACCUUCACUUCAUUCCCUGCUUACAACCUGAGGGGCAAUCAAGAGAACAAGGCUGGUAAGCAACUCUCAAUUAGUGCAUAUUUUGCAUCUUGUUAUCUUCUGUUAUUUGUAGUUGAUUUGAGUUCAUGGCAUAAGAAAAUAUCUGAAGAAAUGGAACUGGAAUUUGAUGAUGAAGAUAUUGAAGUGGGUGAGACUGUUGAAAUGAAGAAAGUGGACACAGGAUAUUUUGAGCAUGAAAAAUAUAAAGAUGGAACCUUAACAAUAGGCUGCAUUGGGCAGCCAAAUGUGGGGAAGUCUUCCCUUAUGAAUGCAAUUAUGGGAAAGAAGGUUGUGAGUGUGUCUAGGACCCCAGGGCACACGAAACAUUUCCAGACCAUCUACCUAACUCCUAAUGUAAGACUGUGUGAUUGUCCAGGUCUUGUGUUUCCUUCCAAAGUCCCAAAGACGUUACAGGUACAGCUGUAUGCAUUUAAAAAUUAUUUUAAGAAGUUUUGGUAAGAAUUUAUGAUGCCUGCUUUCCUUGAAAUGAUUCAGCCAAUGUGGUAAUGGUAGCAAGAAAAAUAAAUAAGUUAAAUGUACAGUUCAGUGAUCUGUAAGGGGCAAUCAAAGCGGCCUCCGUAGUCUAGAGGUAACAUUCCCACCUCAUGACUCGUGGUACACAGGU